AUGCCGGGGGUGAUCGGGGCGGCAGCGUCAAGAAUGGCGAGGAGGGUCGACGGGCUGUUCUCGUAUGAGAGAGACAGCAGAGCGAUCAAAGGCGAGCUUCCCUCUGCCUCUCGCCUCAAGGUCAAGGUGGUCUCAGCACACCAGCGAGUGGACAUGCAGGGGAAGCCGUUGGUGGUGUUCAUAGUCAUGUGCAGGUUCGACGAGACAGAGUGGAACGUGGAGAAGCGAUUCAGCCAAUUCUUCACACUCGAUCAAGAGCUGUCGCGCCUGCUAGGCUGGGACCUCUCCCACUUCCUCCCCGAGCUCCCGAGGAGAAGCUUGUUCAUCGUUCAUAACCCCGAGCACAUAGAGCAGAGGAGAAUGCAGCUCGACAAGUACAUGAACGGUCUUGCUCGACUCGCUGCCAACGGCUCAUCGGCCUUUGGGGGAGCCAAGGAGGAGGAUCUGGCUGCUGGGAUGCAUGUGCUGCACAGCCUGUACAAGUUCGUGGACUUUGUGAAUCAUGUCAUUCCAGGCGAGGAUUCCUAUCUCCUACUUCCAGAUGUUUGA
This is a messenger RNA of Guillardia theta CCMP2712, 549 nucleotides long. RefSeq lists its product as hypothetical. Gene Ontology annotation, molecular function: phosphatidylinositol binding. Lineage: Eukaryota; Cryptophyceae; Pyrenomonadales; Geminigeraceae. The coding region runs from base 1 to 549 and encodes 182 amino acids. The transcript has 2 exons. The record is from RefSeq and is a predicted model, not a curated record.